Molecule: messenger RNA, 5210 nt
Organism: Centropristis striata (black sea bass)
Lineage: Eukaryota; Metazoa; Chordata; Actinopteri; Perciformes; Serranidae
Gene: rnf17
Product: ring finger protein 17
Exons: 38
Coding region: 103-4911 (1602 amino acids)
Source: RefSeq, a predicted model, not a curated record
GCACCGUCAUGGUCACGUGACAAAGACAAGUAAACGCACCUUCUCCAUCCAUGUGUUUGAGUCGCAAAAAAUAUAAAUCCUCCUAUUUAUGAAGACAUAAUAAUGGACAGAGGCGACAACCCCAGCGCUGUAACCUGCAAGUUAUGUGGAGAGGCAUUCAUUCUGCCUGAGGAAGAAGUUGAUGGCAACCUCCCUCGAGUGCUUUUAUGUGCCCACAUCUAUUGCACAGCUUGCCUGCUGUCAAUUCAGUGUGACAAUGUCAUCAGAUGUCCAGAUUGUGAGGUUGAGUCAACCCUUCCUGAGGGUGGGGUGUUUGGCCUGCAGGAAGACAGCAGAAUCAUUGGCCUCAUCUACACUUCUAAAAUGAACAAGAUGAAAAGGUGUGACAGAUCGAAAAAUCGUAAAAGGAAUACAAUUUCACCAUCCACAGAUAAAAAUGUGAAUACGGAGGAUGUGGUGCCAGCUGAUAUUGAGAAGGAAUCAAAGACGGUGGAUGAGGCACUGGCCCGUGGUGCAGAAAAUCUUGCCCUUCUGGAACACAUCCACAAGUGUUCCGUGUUUUGUUCUUUGCAGACUUUGACGACUGGUCUGGAGGAACAGGUGAAUAGAGAUAGAGCUCGGCUGGAGAUUGAGAUCAAGCAAGCUGCAGACAAGGCCUUAUGUGAUAUUCAAAAGUGGAAGGAUUUGCAGUUGGGCUGGCUGAAUAAACUGGAGGCACGAUUCUCCACCAGCCAAGCAGAGGUGUGGCGUGUCAAGGAGAGGAUGAAGGCCCUGAAGAUCGCCAUGCAAAUGGCCAGAGAAGUACGCCGUGUCCCCUUUCUGGAGCAGUACUGCACCCUGGAUAAGGUUCUGGAGACAUUGCAGGCUUCUGUGGAUGACCAGUCCUUCAAUGUGAAAUGCAUCACUAUGGGCUCUGGAAUGAGCUGUGUUUUCCUGUCAGAAAGUGUAAACCAGAGUCUGUCACUGUCUCUGAAAAUGGAAGUCGGCAGUCCAAGAAAGUUGUCUGAGUCUCCACCCAAAGGCCCCCAACUGAGCAACUCCAACAGAAGGCCCAAUCCCCGGCAACCUGCAAAGAGCAGAAACAGAAACUGUAGCUCACCAACUAACAAGAAGCCCCCAAGCCCACAAAAACGAGAGCAGCACAGCCCGGGAGCCAGCAGACUGUUGCGAGGCUCCUCUUCGAGCCCGACACUUCUUCGCAGGUCCGGCCUUUCCUGUGACAGCUCCACCUCAGACCUGAAUACUGCAGACGUAAUUAUCGAGGAGCUUUCAAUCCAGGGACUGGAGAAUGCUCUCCCGCCCACCGGCCCUGAGCUGGCUAAUGACAAGUGGAGAAUCCACAGGAGACAGAAAAAUCAGUCUUUCGUCAAGAAGAGAAAUGACACUCAGUGGGUGGUGGUAACCCGCAUUGUGAAUCCAAGUCACUUCUACGUCCGCUAUGUGGCCGAGAAGAAGGACAGCGAGAUCCUUUCCAAGAAGAUCAACCAAAUCUGCUCCAGAGAAAGUUUUCGCUUCACUACUAGAGACACAGUGGAGACAGGAUCCAGGAUCUUUGUAAAAUGGGAGGGACUGUGGUGCCGAGCCAGUGUGGUUGAAGUCAUGCAGAACGGAUGUGUGGAGGCCAUAAAAGCCUGUCCAGUCACUGAGCUGGCCAGUGUCCGAGUCUUCUGUCUGGACUAUGGCUUCACCAAAAGCUUCACCAUCCAGAGGGAGGAGGAAACCACUGAGUCUUCUCUGGGGGCUGUGAAUAACCACCUGAGGAAGGUGGGCGAGGGGGGGGACGUACUGCUCAGUCAGUUUCCUCCUCAGGCCAUCAGAUGUUCACUGAAGGACCUGGUCCCCUAUGACCUGACAAAGGGCUGGAGUAAAGAGGCACAGGUUCAGUUCCAGAGUUUGGUCGGUUCUGCGGCAGUAGAGAUGAGGUCUUUGGGUCAAGACAGCGACUCUUUGUUGGUGGACCUGAAGAAAGCUCCAAUGGACCAAUCAAGCGAUGUUCCCAUCUCUGUCAGAGAGUUCCUGGUUUUCAUUGAAGUGGCCAGGUUUUAUUCUCCAGUGAAGUUGGACAGGAAGCCCCUGCUGUUCUACCCUCCCGAGUAUCCAAUGAUCAACGCAGAGCUCAAUGCUGUGGUGUCACAUAUCAACAGCCCUGCUGACUUCUACAUCCAGCUGAUUGAUAACAUGGAGUCCUUGUUGCUGUCAGCGAAGCUCCAGGAUUGUUACAAUACUAGGAAAGUGGCUGGAGAGGACGACCUCAACAUCUACUGCCCGAUGAUAGAACAGGCCUGUGUCGCCCGCUAUGAGGACAAGUGGUACAGAGCUCAGGUCAUAGGCCAUCCAGGAGGCGGAAAGGUGGAGGUGCAGUACGUUGACUUCGGCAAUAAGAAAAUCUUGUCAGUCUGCGAUUUAAGGAAGAUCAAAGAUGAGUUCUUUGCCCUUCCUGCCAAGGCAAUCCACAGUUGUUUAUCAGAUGUGAUUCCUCUGGAUGGAAAGACUUGGAGUGAUGCCUGCAUCAACAGAUUCAUCAGCCUGGCUCAACAGAAACCUGUCACUAUUGUGGCUACAGGAAGAGUCCCCAAGACUGAGCCUCUGCCGGUCAAACUGUUUGAAAGCAGCCUGAACGGGCCACAAGCUGACAUAGCGGAGCUGCUGGUCAAAGAGGAGUUGGCCUCCUUCAAAGAGGGUCUUUCUCCCUCCUGCAGUGUUAAGCCCAGGGACACCGGGCCCCCUGGUGAUGACUCUGCCAUAUGGGACCCUCCACUUGAUGCCCUGGAUCAAACAAUCCCUGGAGAUCAGGACGAGAAGCUGCUGGAGUUUCAACCCCAGCUUGAGCUUCCCAGUCAACUCAAAGACCUGAAAGUCAGAGUCAGCCACGUCAACUCACCGAGCAGCUUCUACGUCCAGCUCAUCCAGCAUGACUCCCAGCUCAGAAGGAUGUGUGAGCUGGUUAAGAAGGAGUGUGCACUCAUGAAGCUUGAAGAUGUGGCGUGGAAGGCGGACAUGUACUGUGCUGCUCAGAUCAACGGGGUUUGGGAGCGAGGGCAGAUCUGCUCUGACGUCACAUCCAGCAACAUUGCAGAGGUGAUGCGCUGUGAUCAUGGCAACACAGUGAAGCUCCACGUCAGCAACCUGCGGCCGCUGCCGUUGUCUCUGACAGGCUCUCUGGCACUGGAGUGCACGCUCACUGACAUCCGGCCAGCAGGAGGCCGAUCCACCUGGACAGCGACAGCCUGCGACUUGAUCUCCUACUACCUGACCAGAGCCUCGGCUGUGAUGACCAUCAAGGAGUUGACAGAUGAGCGUCCAGUGCCUGUCACACUUUUCCGCUCCAAUGAGAUGGGACAGUUUGUCAGCAUUGCUGACUUUCUGCUCAGCGAGGGCCUCGCCCUCCGGGAAAGAAAACCAAGAGAUGCUGUCAUUCAAAAACCCAAAGAAACUGAAGUACAGUCUCCAAUGAGUGAGACCCAAUCUGAUGUCUCUGAUGGGGAGAAAAAAAACAGUUCCCCAGCUUCUUCUGUCAUUCCUUCACCCUUCCAAACGCCCCUUGUCUCCACUCCAAACCAUCCAAAACCUGCUCCCCGCACCAUCAUGUCUGCUGAGAAGGUAAAGACCGAGUUGUACUGUCCCCCGGAGCUGCCGUGCCUCGGCCACAUCCAGAUAAAUGUUUCUGCCAUCGGAGAGGACGGUGUCAUUUACGCCAGAACACACAGUGCAGAGUGUCAGCUGGAGACGCUCAGGGAAAGGAUUCAGCAUUGCUUGAAGACGUUGCCCAAGCAGAAGGCCUACACCUGGAAGUCGGUUCAGGGCUGUGCCGUCAUCGGACCGGACAUGUCGUGGUAUCGAGGGCAGCUGCUGGAGGUUCUGGGAGGACAUGUGAAGGUACAGUAUGUGGACUAUGGACUGGUGGAAAUCAUCCCAGUGGUCCAUGUGUACCCCAUGCUGGUGUGUGAUGAUGUGCCUCAGCUCUGCAUGCCCUGCCAGCUGCAAAACAUCAUACCUGUUGGUGGGAGGUGGCAGCAGGACGCAGUGGCCUUACUGAGGGAGUUGUUGCUGAACCGCUCUGUGGACAUGAAAGUCAUGAAUCUGCCGACUGACUUGAGGGGACCUCUAACAGUUGAGCUCUUCUUGGACGGUCUGAGCCUCAGUAAGAUCCUGUGUCACCACGAACAUGCCUCCAUGGACCUUGUUGUCCCAUCGCAGAAGGGACACUUGGUGAAGUCUCCUGCCAUCUUUCUGGAUAAAUGGGACAUCAACAUUGAGGGUCUGAUGGGCCCAGAGGAGCCGAUUUUGGGGCCCUUUAUGUACCCAAACCUGCCACAGGAGGGAGAAGAGUUUCAGGUGAGGGUCAAACACCUGCUGACCCCUAACGAGCUGUUCCUGUGGCCUCUGGAGGGAACAGCUGAUGUGGAGGUGGAAGGAGAGACUCUGGAUGAGGCUCUGACCAGAAUCAACACAAACAUAAACAGUCUGCAACCACUCACCAACUUCCCUAAUGGCGGUCCAUGUCUGGCAGAGUACAGUGACGGAAAAUAUUAUCGAGCCAAGCUGUUAAAAUUCACCAGCGUUGAGCCCGUCAUGAUCCUGGUUCAACACGUGGACUUUGGCUCUCACGACACUCUGCCCACCAGCAAGUUGCGUCAGAUGCCGGCUGAGCUUCUGCAGUUCCCGUCGCGGGCGCUCAAGGUCAAAGUUGCCGGCUUUAAGGCUCCGCGUGUGAACAGACAGGAAGACAUGCUGCCCUACAGCCCCGGGUGGAGCGUGAAGGCUACAAUGGACAUGAUUGACAUGUUGCACGGAAACAUCACAGCCUCUGUCACGGCUCAGGAACCAGAGCUCACAGUGCUGCUGUACAAUGAGGACAAAGAGUUGGUUCAUCUGCCUCUGGUGAGCAGCGGACUGGCUGAGUUUGACUGAACGAGAGCGGAGACAAUGUCCUCGGCCCACAGGCUACAGCUCAGGUUUACCUGUCAUGCUGUUUACUUCUACUUUUCACUCUGUUGUGCUGUUGUACUGUUCUUAGUUUUAACAUGUUGCAGAAAAUGUGCAGCACUCUUUACUUUCACAUUGAUCCUGAGGGGCAGUGAUUUAUUUUAAGUUUGGCUGUUGUGUUUGAUUGAGCUGUGUCGACUUGGCACUUUGUUUUGUUGUCAUUUGACUGAUGUGAGACAUACUUCUCUGUUUGAAGACGCAGAAUAAAGUCUUCCAACAUCAAA